AUGUUUUUAUUGUCUUCUACUGCAAAUCUCACAAUCAUAUAUUUACUCUAUUACAACAAAUAUAUGGAAAUGGCAAAUUUCAUUAUUUUUCAAAUUAUCAGAAAUUUGUUUUUUAUUACCACACUAGUUUCUUGGGGUGGAAAAUUGACCUUUUGUGCAACAAAUGAGAUAGAUCACUGUUUUUGUGAACACAUGGCAUUAGUUCAGCUGGGAUGUGGAGAUAUUUCCAUUAAUAAUGCAUUAGGGCUUUUGGCUAUUUUUCUUACAAUAACUGCUGAUUUUAUUUUAAUUACAAUAUCAUAUAUAGUAAUAAUUUCUUCUAUCCUGAGAUCUGGCAAGGCCUGUUUAAAGGCUGUUAACACCUGCAUUACUCAUAUAAUAGUCAUGACAGUUAGUCUGGCUUUUGCUUUAAUGGCUUUUAUGUCAUAUGGAAUAAGAAACAACAUUUCUCCCACUAUCCGCAUCUUCCUGAGUACAAUGUACUUGCUUUUUCCAAGCUGUUUUAAUCCAAUUAUUUAUGGAGUAAAGAAAUAA
Messenger RNA from Hemibagrus wyckioides, 534 nucleotides. RefSeq names its product olfactory receptor 52P1-like. Gene Ontology annotation, biological process: G protein-coupled receptor signaling pathway. Gene Ontology annotation, cellular component: membrane. The record is from RefSeq and is a predicted model, not a curated record. Gene Ontology annotation, molecular function: olfactory receptor activity. The transcript has a single exon. NCBI's taxonomy places the organism in Eukaryota, Metazoa, Chordata, Actinopteri, Siluriformes, Bagridae. The coding region runs from base 1 to 534 and encodes 177 amino acids.